Molecule: messenger RNA, 1863 nt
Organism: Synchiropus splendidus (mandarinfish)
Lineage: Eukaryota; Metazoa; Chordata; Actinopteri; Syngnathiformes; Callionymidae
Gene: impdh2
Product: IMP (inosine 5'-monophosphate) dehydrogenase 2
Exons: 14
Coding region: 227-1771 (514 amino acids)
Biological process (GO): GTP biosynthetic process
Cellular component (GO): cytoplasm
Molecular function (GO): IMP dehydrogenase activity
Source: RefSeq, a predicted model, not a curated record
UCAGAGCAGGAAACGCAGCUGCUGGACCGCACGUGCGUCUCCAGUUGGACUUCCACACACGCCGACUGCGCACGCCCGCUGAAAGGCUUCUUCAGCCGGCUUCCUUCCGAGCACCCGACACCGGACACGCCGAAGAAAGUUCCGGUGCGUCUCCGGGCCUCGCAACCCCUGCAACUGAAGCGGAGACCGGAGGCGCGAGCGGGACAGACGAGGGUCUCCAGGUGUCAUGGCUGACUACUUGAUAAGCGGGGACACCGGCUACGUCCCGGAGGACGGACUGACGGGACAGCAGCUCUUCAACGGGGGAGACGGACUCACAUACAAUGACUUCCUGAUUCUACCUGGAUACAUAGAUUUCACGUCAGAUCAAGUGGACUUGACCUCGGCUCUCACCAAGCGAAUCACAAUGAAGACGCCCUUUGUCUCGUCCCCGAUGGACACCGUCACCGAGGCCAACAUGGCCAUCGCCAUGGCACUCACAGGAGGCAUCGGCUUCAUCCACCACAACUGUACUCCGGAGUUCCAGGCCAAUGAAGUUCGCAAAGUGAAGAGGUACGAGCAGGGCUUCAUCACCGACCCCGUGGUGAUGAGUCCCAAUGAGCGCGUGCGAGACGUUUUCCAAGCCAAAGCCCGUCACGGCUUCUGCGGCAUCCCCAUCACUGACAAUGGCAAGAUGGGCGGCAAGCUGGUGGGCAUCAUCUCCUCCAGAGACAUCGACUUUCUGAAGGAGGAGGACCACGACCUGCUGCUGAGCGAGGUGAUGACCAAGCGCGAGGACUUGGUGGUCGCCCCGGCGGGAGUCACGCUGAAAGAAGCCAAUGAGAUCCUUCAGCGGAGUAAAAAGGGCAAGCUGCCGAUCGUGAACGAGGAGGGCUCCCUGGUGGCCAUCAUCGCCCGCACGGACCUGAAGAAGAACCGCGACUUCCCUCUGGCCUCCAAAGACUCCCGGAAACAGCUGCUGUGCGGCGCCGCCAUCGGCACCCACAACGACGACAAGUACCGGCUGGACCUGCUGGUGCAGAGCGGCGUGGACGUGGUGGUUCUGGACUCGUCUCAGGGGAACUCCAUAUUCCAGAUUAACAUGAUCAAAUACAUCAAGGAGAAGUACCCCAGCCUGCAGGUCAUCGGAGGAAACGUGGUCACAGCGGCUCAGGCCAAGAACCUGAUCGACGCAGGCGUGGACGGGCUCCGGGUCGGGAUGGGCAGCGGCUCCAUCUGCAUCACACAGGAAGUGCUGGCGUGCGGCCGCCCUCAGGCCACGGCUGUGUACAAAGUGUCGGAGUACGCGCGGCGCUUCGGCGUUCCCGUCAUUGCGGACGGAGGGAUCCAGACGGUGGGACACAUCGCCAAAGCUCUGGCUCUGGGAGCCUCCACAGUGAUGAUGGGCUCGCUGCUCGCCGCCACCAGCGAAGCUCCCGGCGAGUACUUCUUUUCUGACGGCAUCCGCCUGAAGAAGUACCGCGGCAUGGGCUCCCUGGAUGCCAUGGACAAGAACCUGGGCUCCCAGACCAGAUACUUCAGCGAGUGUGACAAGAUCAAAGUGGCUCAGGGAGUGUCGGGGGCGGUGCAGGACAAGGGCUCCAUCCACAAGUUUGUUCCGUACCUGCUGGCUGGGACGCAACAUUCCUGCCAGGACAUCGGCGCCAAGAGCCUCACGCACGUCAGAGCCAUGAUGUACUCGGGAGACCUGAAGUUUGAGAAGAGGACAGCAUCAGCUCAGAUGGAGGGAGGAGUCCACAGCCUGCACAGCUACGAGAAACGAUUGUUCUGAGGCCUCCACCGCUGGAAAUAUGCAACGUCACAUCUGCUCUUCAAGUCUUCCUGAAAUCUGCAUGUCUGUUCACGUGUCCAAUAAAAGAGGUG